This is a messenger RNA of Cebus imitator (Panamanian white-faced capuchin), 1615 nucleotides long. RefSeq names its product N-terminal EF-hand calcium binding protein 1 (gene NECAB1). Gene Ontology annotation, biological process: regulation of amyloid precursor protein biosynthetic process. Gene Ontology annotation, cellular component: cytoplasm. Lineage: Eukaryota; Metazoa; Chordata; Mammalia; Primates; Cebidae. The record is from RefSeq and is a predicted model, not a curated record. Gene Ontology annotation, molecular function: calcium ion binding. The transcript is spliced from 13 exons. The coding region runs from base 230 to 1288 and encodes 352 amino acids.
CCGUCAGCCGCGAGAAGGGAGAGGCGAGAGUCGGAGCGCGUGGGAGCGCAGAGGCUGGAGGAGGGAGGGGGACCCCGAGCGCACAGAGCGCGGAGGGAGGCGCGCGCGGGAGCGAACAUCCACCCGGAUCCCGGAUCCCGAGCCAAAGCAGCAGCUGCGGCCGCGCCCUUGCCGGAGCCCGUGCGUCCGCCUAGCCCCGCUCCGCCCGCAGUGGUCAGGGCUGCAGAGGAUGGAGGAUUCCCAGGAGACAUCGCCAUCCUCCAACAACUCCUCGGAGGAGCUCAGCUCUGCCCUGCAGCUGUCCAAGGGCAUGUCCAUCUUCCUCGACAUACUGAGGAGAGCAGACAAAAAUGAUGAUGGAAAAUUAUCCUUUGAAGAAUUCAAAGCAUAUUUUGCAGAUGGUGUUCUCAGUGGAGAAGAAUUACAUGAGCUCUUCCAUACCAUUGAUACACAUAAUACUAACAAUCUUGACACAGAAGAGCUAUGUGAAUAUUUUUCUCAGCACCUGGGCGAGUAUGAGAAUGUACUGGCAGCACUUGAAGACCUAAAUCUUUCCAUCCUGAAGGCAAUGAGCAAAACAAAGAAGGACUACCAAGAAGCCUCCAAUUUGGAACAAUUUGUAACUCGAUUUUUAUUGAAGGAGACCCUGAAUCAGCUGCAGUCUCUCCAGAAUUCCCUGGAAUGUGCCAUGGAAACUACUGAGGAGCAAACACGUCAAGAAAGGCAAGGGCCAGCCAAGCCAGAAGUCCUGUCAAUUCAAUGGCCUGGAAAACGAUCAAGCCGCCGAGUCCAGAGACACAACAGCUUCUCCCCAAACAGCCCUCAGUUUAAUGUCAGUGGUCAAGGCUUAUUAGAAGAAGACAACCAGUGGAUGACCCAGAUAAAUAGACUCCAGAAAUUAAUUGAUAGACUGGAAAAGAAGGACCUCAAACUUGAACCACUGGAAGAAGAAAUUAUUGAAGGGAAUACUAAAUCUCACAUCAUGCUUGUGCAGCGGCAGAUGUCUGUGAUAGAAGAGGACCUGGAAGAAUUCCAACUUGCUCUGAAACACUACGUGGAGAGCGCUUCCUCCCAAAAUGGAUGCUUGCGUAUUUCUACACAAAAGCUUUCAAAUGAAUCUCGCUACAUGAUCUAUGAGUUCUGGGAGAAUAGUAGUGUGUGGAAUAGCCACCUUCAGACAAAUUAUAGCAAGACAUUUCAAAGAAGUAAUGUGGAUUUCUUGGAAACUCCAGAACUCACAUCUACAAUGCUAGUUCCUGCUUCAUGGUGGAUCCUGAACAACAACUAGAUGUUCCUAGACAUUUUCUUUAUGGUUCCAAGUGCAAAACAGGUGUUCUUAUCUAAAAUGUCAAUUAGAAAAUUAUCUGUGGUUGUUAAUCGGUAUACUUUUGUUUAGUAUAUUUACUAAGUGCACUCUUUUAAAACAUAUUCUAUAACUUUAUCAUUCAUGUGAAUUUUAGCUCAAUUUUCAGAGUUCACUAUUCUCAAUAUUUAAUGCUAAAUGCUUUGCUACAUUGUAACCAACCUAAAACCUUUUAGUGACAAAAUCCUAAUAUGUGGAAAAAAGCAUAUGCAUAAAGGAAUAAUAUUGUGAAAAAGAAUUUGUUGUGAUAAA